This is a messenger RNA of Pezoporus flaviventris, 5673 nucleotides long. RefSeq names its product vezatin, adherens junctions transmembrane protein (gene VEZT). Gene Ontology annotation, biological process: cell-cell adhesion. Gene Ontology annotation, cellular component: plasma membrane. Gene Ontology annotation, molecular function: myosin binding. The coding region runs from base 1704 to 3752 and encodes 682 amino acids. Lineage: Eukaryota; Metazoa; Chordata; Aves; Psittaciformes; Psittacidae. The transcript has 9 exons. The record is from RefSeq and is a predicted model, not a curated record.
UUGUAUACGCAUGUUUUUUUUCCUAAAGUGUUUUGUUGAAAGAGUCAGUUUUAAUCUGAGAUAGCUACAUGAACCCUAAUAUGUGCUCUGGGGAAGAACUAACAUGGUUGAUUAAUUCUUGAGUUUCUAAAGCUAUACAAUGGUGAUUUUGAUAAAUGAGACAUGAUUGUGAAGACUGAAUUGAAAAGUGUCUACUUUGCUGUGGUCUUCAUAAUUAUGUCGGGGAGGUGUGUGCAGUUAAUUUUCAGAUGUAGAAUACCAGAAGAACAGACUUAAAGCAUUUUUAAAGAUGCAUUCAAGCCAGCAGAGGCUGGUGAAAUUCACCCUGGAAAACUGAAGGAGCUAGCUGCUGCAGCAGCAUCAGAACAGCUACCACCUGUAUUUGAAAACCAGCAAGGACAGUGGGUGUUCUGACAGGGGGUCUUGCUCAGAAAUGGACAGGAAUCAGUAAAUAAAAAUACCUCAUAACACAGCCCAGUGUUAUGUUUUUAUGCUAUGUUAGGAAAAUGGAUAAAAUUAUUAUAAAGCCACAGCAUGUUAAAACCCCAACUGUUUAAGUUGUAAUAUGUCAUUAUUGAUUCUGUCUGUCAAACAAGAGAACUUCUGAAACAGAUUUUUCCAGUGCUUUGUCUUGGUCCUAGCACUAUUUAUUAUAGUUUCUUUAACCGUUCGGAUGAUAAAGUACACUUACAGAAUUUGUGACUAUUGCUCAGCUUCCAGACAACACCAAGUUUGUAAAUGUUUUGGCAGAAUGGAAUUCAAAAGUAGCUUUGAGAAAUAUCUUGAAAUCAGUAGAAAAGUCAAUAGACAAAAGUCUAAUGCUUUUGGGAAGGAAAAAUCAAAUGAACAAACAGGUGGUUAAUAAUUGGGUAGGCAGUACUACUUCAGAAAAGGAUCUGCACAUGGUUGCAGAGUAUAAAUUCAAUGCUUCAGCAAAUUAUUGAAAAAAUGGCAAAUCUCAUCCUGGUGUCCUUAUUAAAUGCAGCAUGCAGGGGGUUACUUUUCUGUCUGUUUCCCUAAGCCUUGUGUUAGACUACAGCAUUUGGUUUUAGAUGCCGCGCUCGGAGAGGCAUAGGCAAUUUAGAGACAGGCCAGAGCAGAACAAGAAGAAUAACGAGUUUAAAAAAUAGAGUCUUUUGGAAACGUUAAAGUAUGCUAGGAUUGUUUGGCCAAAAUGGACAAAAUUGAAGUGGGUAAAGCAGUGUUACAAUGCGUAGAAGGUAGCUAAUAGGAAGUGGUGAUCAGUCGUCAUUUAUCCUGUUCAGAAAAGGGAACGAUGUGAGGAAAAAUCAUGCAAUUAAUUUGCCAGUGAUUCCGACUUUACUUGGGGGAAAUCUUUUGAACUCUAAGGAUAUGUAUGAGUUGCAGUAGCUUCCUGGGUGGGUUGUGGAGUCUGAAGUUUCUUCUUCAGUCUGUCUGUGAUGAUCUGGAUUAACCAGAAACCGAAAAUGGACAAAAUGAGCUUUUAAAUCUCUUUGAGUCUUUCAUUGGUGUGUUUCAUUUUCUAUGUGUGUGAUUUUAUUUUCAAUGUACCAAGCAAGUUGUAGACUACAUGUCUCUCCUUUUUAAAGUUAAUUACAUAUCUGGAAUAUUUUAACCCUGGACCUUUAAUGAAAGCUGUCAGUAGCCCUGAAGAAUUAACGCUUGUAAACUGUGUUGAAAUAUGACUACAAAACUGUCCAGAAAAUAGAAAUCCAGAGAUCAUGCCUUAUUUUAGAAAUGGGAAAAUAGUCCUUUUAAAUACUUCCAAAACUAAAUACAGGAUAUGCAGGGAUGUCUCGCUGCUUCUUGCCUUUGUAAGUGCACUGUUUAUGCUUCCCUCAUGGUGGAAGGAAUCAUCAUGGCUGCUAUGGGGACUAGUUCUGCUUGUCUAUGCAGUCUUUCGAGUGUGGGGCACAUGGAGGACAGCCAAGCUGCAAAUGUCCCUGCGAAAAUACUGUAUCCAGCUGGAAGAAACAGUGGCAAAUAGCAGAGCUUUUACUAAUCUUGUGAGGAAAUCUCUACGACUUAUUCAAGAGACUGAAGUAAUUUCCAGAGGAUUUACCCUUUUGCUUGACAGGGUCAGUGCCGCUUGCCCAUUUAAUAAAGCUGGACAGCAUCCUAGUCAGCAUCUUAUUGGUCUCCGGAAAGCCGUUUAUCGCUCUGUCAGAGCCAACUUCCGAGCUUCAAGACUGGCUACUCUGUACAUGCUGAAAAACUACCCUCUGAACUCGGAGAGUGACAACGUGACCAGCUACAUCUGUGUAGUCCCCUUUAAGGAGCUGGGUCUUGGGCUGAGCGAAGAGCAGGUCUCUGAAGAGGAGGCACACAAUCUAACUGAUGGCUUCAGCUUGCCUGCACUCAAGGUCCUCUUUCAGCUCUGGGUAGGGCAGAGUUCAGAAUUCUUCCGGAGGCUGGUGCUGCUCCUCUCCCCAGCCAACGCAUCCCCCAAGCCCUUGGUCUCCCCUGAACGGCUGCCUCAUCAUAUUUUGUCUGAUGUGACUCAAGGCCUACCUCAUACACAUGCUGCCUGCUUGGAGGAGCUCAAGCGAAGCUAUGAGUUUUAUCGGUACUUUGAAACUCAGCAUCAGUCGGGGUUCGAAUGGCCAACCAGAACAAAGCAGAAUUCAAGAGAGCUGAACAGUCUUCAGACAGCAGUACGGAGCUUGCAGCUUCAUCUCAAGGCACUGCUCAAUGAGGUAAUAAUUCUUGAGGAUGAACUUGAAAAACUUGUUAGCACUAAGGAGACACCUGAGUUGACAACAAAAGCCCAUCAGGUUCUGGAACAGAAACUGAAGUUCAUUCAGCCUCAUAUGCAGGCAAGCAACAGCUGCUGGGAAGAAGCCAUUUCUCAGGUGGAAAAAAUGAGCGGAAGAAACCCAAAUAAAAAAGGCAAACCUGAAGUUUCCUGUGACAGCCUACAGCGUACUUCAGUACCUUUAACACAGCCUGCCAUAUACAUAGAAAACAAAGAUCCAAUCCCUGAAGAGCAGGAAUUGGAAGCAUAUGUUGAUUAUUCAGAUACAGAGAAUGAAUACAGAAGAGAAGAUUUUUACUGCUUUUCCCAGGAAGAAAGAGAGAGACAAGAACGAGAGAGACAGGAAUCUAAGAGGGUGUUACAAGAAUUGAAAUCUGUGCUGGGAUUUAAAGCUUCAGAAAUAGAAAGACAGAAAUGGAAACAGCUGCUAUUCAGUGACCAUGCUGCAGUGAAACCCUUGUCUCCUGUAGAGCCGCUGAAGCUACUAAAUAAUUUGGCAUCACAUAUGAAUUCAGAUACAGAAAAGCAGGACUGCAGCCAAAGUUGUGAUAAAUCUGAAGAAAAAGACUCUAAUCCAGAAGAGAAUGCUGCUGAUAAAAGCAGGACAGAAUAUUUGUAUGAAGAUCCUGAGAUGGAGCGAAAAAAAGACAGUACUGCUGAUGAAGGUAUUUCUACAGGGGCUGAAGAAAGAAUGUGUUAUCAGCAUGAAGGAGAAGUUGAAGAACUCAAGCAGAGCAAUACGGAUGGAGUAGAGGUUUCACAGUCUCCCUCUGAGGAUGCAUUGCAUUCAAAAAUCAAGCAUAGGCUGGCCCAGCUCCACAUAUCAACAGAUUUAAACUUCACAUCUGGUCUGGCUGCACAAGUUGCUGCCAGGUCUUUCACUUUUACUACAAUGCAAGAAGAGACUUUUGGAGAUGAGGAGGAGGAGGAGGAAGAGAAGACACAGGAGUGUGAAGACCUGGUAGAGGACUGUAAGAAUGAAGAUAGAGGCUCUGAAAGUGAAGGCAAAGUGUAAGUCUGAGCUGAACUUUGUUAAACAACAUCAGGCAAUUUGAUGGAAAAAACUAAGGUGGGAUUUUGAAGAUGAAAAUACCAGAUGGAAAAAAAGGAGACCUAAAUAUAAUACAUCUUGUUCCCUAAGUCUGAUACACUACAUAGGACACUUCUAAGUAUAUUGAAUAUCUGAAGGUAAGAGAAGUUUAGGCUGCAUCUGAAAAAAAGUUGGCUGUUCCCUUUUUUAAGAUCCUAGUGGAGGUUUUGGCAUUUACUUUUGUGUUUUCUGUUUUAUUUAUUUAUAUUAUAAUGUAUUGUGGGGUUUUGUUUCUGAAAAGAAAGAAAAACAAUGUCUUGAAUUACAUCAGACUCCGUGUUUUUUUGGCCUCUGGUUCUGUUGUUGUGGUAUCAAUGUUUGCUCCUACAGAAAAGCCAGGACAUUUCUAUUGGAAGAAUCUGAACUGUUCCCUGUGAUCUCCCACCACCACUUUUGUUUCACUUCUUGUGUCUGCAGUGCGUUGGCUAAGCCACUGUAGGCGUUUGUGAUUCUGUGGCUAGUGAUGUGGCUCCCAACGAAAAUGUAGAAUUUUAAAUAAAAUCUUGAAAGAGCUAGUAUUUGAUGUGUCCUGGGGUAUGGGGCUGGAAUAGUGUAGUCAUGCUUCGUAUUAAGGUUUACUUAGAAUUUUAUGAAGGGUUAAUAAAUAAUUUCUGCAAGUUGUAAUUCAUGUUAGAGAAAUGUGUAGUAUGUGUUAGGGAGGGCUGAAAGCACACCAGUAGAAAGUACUAUAGACAGCUAGAAGCUAUCUGUUGGACUGAUAAUAGAUGAUAAGUAAAUACCUAUUUAUUAAAACCGCUACUAAUUAUUUGUUAACCUUUUGUAAACUGAACCUUAAUAUAAUUGUUUCGUUUGAUGUAAUGAUUGAGUGUACAUUUUUGUUUAUGUCCUGAAGUAAUUUUCUUACAGCAAAAUUAUCUGAGUGCUUAACAGUAUUUUGUUUAAACAGCAUACUUGGUUUUCUUUACUGUUCUGUCAUUUUCCUUUAGAUCACAACUGUAACCUGUGUGAUCAAGAAUCCAUGAAAGAACAAGAAAUGUGUAUUUUUUAAGGUGUCUCUUGUAACUUAGUUGACACUGAAUCCGGACGUUCAGUGUUACGUGGGUUGGUUUCUUCCCUGUGGUGGUGUUAUGAGGAGUAGUAAACCAGUGCUUACCCCACAGAGAAGCUGGUUAAUGGUUUCACUGCCUUCUCUUCCUUUCGCCCCCGACACAAGAUGAAGCAAAGGUCUCACAUCUCAAAUGGCGAGAGAGCCGCCUCUUUGUAUGGAAUACUCUGCUUGGACCUAGAUAUGUUCCCAGUCACAAAGCACCUCAUCAGUUCCUUAGGAAAUUUAUUGUCUCUUGCUGAUUCUGUAGAACAAAGGGGGGGUUAGAUGCAAAUGGUUCUGAGCAAUAUCUUUUCCUAGGGUGGGAAGUGGGGAAGCUAAUGAAGGUCAGCAGGUCAGGGUGGAAAUCUUGACUGUAUCUCAGAAAACAAGUGCUUUCUUUCAACCUCCCUCUCUUUUAGUAGUGAUUUUAUAUGAACCCUGUUAAAUAUGUGGAUUUUUUCACAGACUAAUGUGGUAAAUAUCAAAUGAUAGAGAAGGGAGUAUGUGACUUACACUCUUCUUUAACAGUAUAAUGCCUGUCUUCUCCCUCACACACAGAUUUGGGGAAGAAAAUGUUUUGCCAUUCUUCAUUAACGAGUAACACUGUGUUUGUGCCCUUAGUUUUGUGUGACUGCAAGCUGAAUGGAUGAUGUCUUCAGGAACUUGUAAAAGAAACAAAAAGGGUGUUUCUCAUAGUGUAUUCAAACGCUAAGCCUCCUCUUAGUAGUAUAUUCUUCUGUAACCUGAAAAGGUUAGGCUAAGAUGAUAAAACUGUUUUAUUUUCUCUGUGGUAAGCAA